CCCAACACCAAAAUGUAUGAUGUACUGCCAACCUUGACGAUAGGCUGGUCCGAACGUGAACGCCUGCAGACGGAUACCGUAAUGUGGGCUAUACUCAAAAGUCGGUUGUCAAGAAGUCAGAUGGACUCUUUGGAGGAACUAAAGUCAGAAGAGUCUCAAAAAUCGGAUUUCCCAAAAAUACUGGAUUUGAUUAGUGGACCUAGCAACGGAACCGGAACGCAGUCAACUCCUUCUGCCAUGAGAAAUUUCACAUGGGAGCGCUUUAGGAAUUCUCCAGAUAUCUGCAGAAAGAGGGUGACAGCUUACAUCAAUGCACAUCUUCGUGAGGUUGAUGCUACUGUUGGACUCUUGCGCUAUGCCACACCGGAGCUCCACCGACUAGAGCGUGAACUUGGCCUUUUAAACAUCAAAUGCAGAACGUUCUACGAGCAUUUCGCUUACAAUAGAUGCCUUCGCCAGCACGCUAAUUAUAUUCUGGACAGCUUUGAUUUAUCCGCCGAAAAGAACAUCGAGGAAAUUGUUUUGUCCGCGCCACCACUGUUAAGAGAUUCGCUUCGUCUCUAUCAGACACGUUGGCGAAAGGCUGUGUUUUCUACCAAAUGGCAUAAUGAUCUUGUAGCAGCCAAAGAAGAGCUGGAUGCUGUUCAAAAACGUCUUGAAAGAUGUAAGCAGGAGUAUGAGCGGAAGAAAAUGCAUUUGGAGAUGUAUAAGAAAAUUCAAGACGCUAAAGAGGAGUUUGUGGAUCUCAGCGAAGAGGAUAAGCUGAAGAAGGUUGAAAGUUUACUAGGAAUGAAGGCACCACCGUGCAGAAGCAAAGAAAGUACACCUGCAUCGAGAAGUGAGUCAAUUAUCGUAACUUUCACGACCACCGUUGACAAGUUUGUGAUAUGCGCGAUAAAAAAUCCUAACUAA
Messenger RNA from Strongylus vulgaris, 912 nucleotides. The record is from the annotation of a GenBank genome assembly. NCBI's taxonomy places the organism in Eukaryota, Metazoa, Nematoda, Chromadorea, Rhabditida, Strongylidae.